Daldinia decipiens is the source of this 1062-nucleotide messenger RNA. RefSeq lists its product as uncharacterized. The record is from RefSeq and is a predicted model, not a curated record. Bases 1 to 1062 code for a protein of 353 amino acids. Lineage: Eukaryota; Fungi; Ascomycota; Sordariomycetes; Xylariales; Hypoxylaceae. The transcript has a single exon.
AUGUCACCACAUCAGAACCUUACCAUCGUCACAGAGUUGCAAAACAGGAUACCUAUUCACUUUGAUCGUCAUCCGCGAUCAAGCAUACUUCCUGAGGCCGAAAGCAGUGACAGUUCUGCUGCGAAUUCCCCUGUCCUUGUUGCUACGAAUGUCCCUGCCGCUGCAAACAUUCUAAUCGCUAACCCGACUAUCGCAGAGCCGGUCGUCACAGACCAAGACCAAUCCGCUGACGCAGCACCUAUUACGUCGGAAUAUAAACGUGGCGGCGUGUCUACAGAAGCCGGGGUAGAUGGAAAAGGUUCCUAUUCAUACAAAUGGAAAUAUGUAUUAUUCUCUAGGACCAACCAGAACGACCCCCAGGAGCUGCCUGGAUUGUUUGUAAAUCGUGAACAAGCCAAUGCCGAACUGGACAAAAUAACACAUCACGAUAACAUCGAAGGUGGCAUGACCGCCGUAACCCGGAGACUCGCCUAUGUGUAUACCCCAUCCAAGUUACUCAAAGUCGAGCUCACGCUAACCAACGGCGAAGAGCGCAUUCUGUGGGUGGAGAGGCGCCUUGUGGAUCUCCAGCACGACCUCACCAAGAAGGAGCGGGCGCUCAAAAAGUGGUCUCCCAAUAGGCCUAAACUAGCUCUCUACAUCGUGGAGUGCGAAUUCAUGACGCGAGGGACCACAGAAACACCCCAACAGGCACCCGAAGAGAGCGAUGGCUCCAUCCCCGCCAUGUCCCACGAGCAAGUAGGCGCUCUUAGCGGUGAAACCGAACUAUAUCGCCUACCACUAACCAUAUUCACAGAGAGAGGGCUAGCCAACGAGCACGCCGGCACCCUGUUCCUAAAUCACUCGAGGGUCAAGGAGGAGAUCCGAUGGCCAGUAGAUGACGAUUGGUGGGCGGAACAUGCGGUGCCAAUUCACAGGGAAGCAGAAAAGGCGGCGAGAAUUCCUAAGGCGCUGUAUGCUGCGGAGAUGUACACACACGAUAUGAAUACAAGGCUGGGGUUUGACAAGAUCAGGGUGGCAGUCAGUGCGGUGGAUGAUGUGAAUGGACCGCUGAAUAUCUGA